Messenger RNA from Fibroporia radiculosa, 1257 nucleotides. RefSeq lists its product as uncharacterized. Gene Ontology annotation, biological process: glycolipid biosynthetic process. The coding region runs from base 1 to 1257 and encodes 418 amino acids. The record is from RefSeq and is a predicted model, not a curated record. Lineage: Eukaryota; Fungi; Basidiomycota; Agaricomycetes; Polyporales; Fibroporiaceae. The transcript has 6 exons. Gene Ontology annotation, cellular component: plasma membrane; lipid droplet; mitochondrion.
AUGUCCGACAUUCUUGUCUUGGGCGCAACAGGGUAUACUGGUCGCCUCAUAGCAAGAUAUCUUGCCCACCACCCCCAGCGUUCCACGUUCUCGCUCGCUCUCGGUGCACGCUCCGAGGCGAAGCUCGAAGCUCUCAAACGCGACCUUACGCUUGACGACAGCGUCGCCCUCAUUCAGGUGGACGUGUCUAAUCGGCUGGAGGUUGAGCAGGCUAUACGCAAUGCCAAAGUUGUCGUCAGCGCCGUGGGCCCAUACUGGACGUGGGGUGUUAACGUCGUUCGCUAUGACUACCUGGCGGCCAAGACAGGCGCAAUCCUCGUACCGUCUUGCGGCUUCGACUCCGUCCCGGCAGACCUGCUCGUGAUGCUGAACAACCGCACGCUCAAGGCGGCCGCAGGCGCACAGGUGGCGCUCGCACGCUCGCUAUCCGUGUAUCGCAUCGCGGGGGCCGUGUCGGGCGGGACGUUCUCGACCGCGCUCACGCUGCUGAGUGAGGUGUCCGCGCACGAGCUGCGGGAGGCGUGGGACGACUACGGGCUCAGCACCGGCAUAUGCGGCGCGCCGAGCCCCUCGCCUCCGCUGUGCUACACCAUCCCGUUCGCGCAGCCGGGCGCGUACGCGCUUGCGUGGCCGAUGAUGCACACGAACCGCGCAAUCGUCCAGCGCACAUGGGGCCUGCGUGCGCUCGCAGCGCAGGGCGCGCGUGGUAGUGCAGAGACGGCAGACGAGGCGGCGCAGGGAGCGUAUGGUCCGCGGUUCACGUACGAGGAGUGUCUCGAGCUCCCGUGGCCGCGCGGGUGGCUGCCGGUCGCGGUGCUGAAUGUCGCGUACUACUUUACGAUGGCGGUGCUGGCCGCGUUCCCACCGGCACGAUGGCUGUUGAGGCAACUCGCGCCCGCUCCGGGGCAGGGCCCGGCGGAAGCGUCACUUGAACGGGGAUUCAUGGAGGUAACGAACUACGCUUCGGCGGAUACGACCGCCGGUGCGCGGCCGGUGCACGUCAGGACGACGUUGCGCGGGCGCGGAGACCCCGGGUACGCACUUGCGUCUGUUAUGGUCGCGGAGGCGGCGCUAGGCCUGCUGCUCGAGAGGGACGCGCUGCCGGCGAUUGCGCGCGGCGGGGGGCUGUUCACGCCGGCGACGGCGCUCGGAGAGGUGCUCGUACGGCGGAUGGAGCGAUCGGGGCGAUUCGAAUUUGUAAGCGAGGUCGUGGGCGGGGCGGGCGCAGGCGCAGGCGAGGACGUCAAAACGCGGUGA